Messenger RNA from Neurospora hispaniola, 1342 nucleotides. Its product is annotated as guanine nucleotide-binding protein alpha subunit. Bases 147 to 1208 code for a protein of 353 amino acids. Gene Ontology annotation, molecular function: GTP binding; G-protein beta/gamma-subunit complex binding; G protein-coupled receptor binding. The record is from RefSeq and is a predicted model, not a curated record. Gene Ontology annotation, cellular component: heterotrimeric G-protein complex. The transcript is spliced from 4 exons. Lineage: Eukaryota; Fungi; Ascomycota; Sordariomycetes; Sordariales; Sordariaceae. Gene Ontology annotation, biological process: G protein-coupled receptor signaling pathway.
CAAAUCGCCUGUCGACGUCCCAGUUCGUCUCAAUUAUCAUCGCUCUGAUACUAACCUCAAACUCGUCACCAGACCGUCGAUAAUAAUCCCCGAAUAACGAAACAGACACUCUCUAUCAUUGCUACGAGCUACAACAAGUCGCCAAAAUGGGUUGCGGAAUGAGUACAGAGGAGAAGGAGGGCAAGGCCCGGAACGAGGAGAUUGAGAACCAGCUCAAGAGGGAUCGCAUGCAACAACGCAAUGAGAUCAAGAUGCUUCUUCUGGGUGCUGGUGAAUCCGGAAAGUCGACCAUUUUGAAGCAGAUGAAGCUUAUCCACGAAGGAGGUUACUCGCGCGACGAGCGCGAGUCGUUCAAGGAAAUCAUCUUCAGCAACACUGUGCAGUCCAUGCGCGUCAUUCUCGAGGCCAUGGAGUCCCUAGAGUUGCCACUCGCCGAUCAGCGCGUCGAGUACCAUGUCCAAACCAUCUUCAUGCAGCCCGCUCAAAUAGAAGGUGACGUGCUGCCUCCUGAGGUCGGCAAUGCUAUCGAGGCCCUCUGGAGGGACGCUGGCGUCCAGAGCUGCUUUAAGAGGUCGAGGGAAUACCAAUUGAACGACUCGGCAAGAUACUACUUCGAUAACAUCGCCCGUAUCGCCGCGCCCGACUAUAUGCCCAACGACCAGGACGUUCUGCGAUCACGUGUCAAGACAACCGGUAUUACGGAAACGACCUUCAUUAUUGGCGAUCUUACGUACCGUAUGUUCGAUGUCGGUGGCCAGCGUAGCGAACGUAAGAAGUGGAUCCACUGCUUCGAGAACGUCACCACCAUUCUUUUCUUGGUCGCCAUUUCCGAGUACGAUCAGUUGCUUUUCGAAGAUGAAACCGUCAACCGUAUGCAGGAGGCCCUUACUCUGUUCGAUUCCAUCUGCAACUCCAGGUGGUUCAUCAAGACAUCCAUCAUUCUUUUCCUCAACAAGAUCGAUAGGUUUAAGGAGAAGUUGCCGGUCAGCCCGAUGAAGAACUACUUCCCCGAUUACGAGGGCGGUGAUGACUACGCUGCCGCUUGCGACUACAUUCUCAACCGCUUCGUCAGUUUGAACCAGCACGAGACCAAGCAGAUUUACACGCAUUUCACAUGCGCGACGGAUACCACACAAAUUCGUUUCGUCAUGGCUGCGGUCAAUGAUAUCAUUAUCCAGGAGAACCUGCGUCUCUGCGGUUUGAUUUGAGCAUUGAACGCAAUCUUUCUAAUUUUUUCAUCAGUUAAUGGGGCUGUGAGGUUCGGGCAAGCGGUUGAUACCGAUCAGAACUUCGAGUGUUGCCGCCCAGUCGUUGCCGCUGGCUCCCUGCCCACAGUUUCUGC